Molecule: messenger RNA, 948 nt
Organism: Olea europaea var. sylvestris
Lineage: Eukaryota; Viridiplantae; Streptophyta; Magnoliopsida; Lamiales; Oleaceae
Exons: 5
Coding region: 1-948 (315 amino acids)
Source: RefSeq, a predicted model, not a curated record
AUGAAAGAUAUUGGUGAUGGGUUGUUUUCUAUUCUUGUUGAUGAAUCUUGUGAUGUUUCCGUGAAGGAGCAAACGUCAAUUGUUUUACGUUAUGUGAAUAAGAAAGGACAAGUAAUGAAACGUUUUAUCGGUGUUGAACAUGUGUCUAGCACUACAGCUCUCUCACUUAAGGAUGCCAUUGAUCACAUAUUCUCUAGAUUUAAUUUAAGUAUAUCUAGUUUAAGAGCUGCAACUAGCUCUUGUGUAGCUGUGGCAAACAAACAUGCAGAGAUUGAAAUGUUCUUUACGUUACUGAGUAACGUGGUGAAUGUUGUUGGAGGAUCAACUAAGCGGUUUGAUCUUCUUCAAGAGAAGGAGAGGCUUGAAGUUGUUGAAUUGUUGAAUCUUGUUGAUGUCAUUGAGAUGAUUGCCACUGAUGAAACUAGUUGUGGACAAAGAGGUGAAGCUCGUCUUUUGUUAAGAUCUAUGUUGACAUUUGAUUUUGUAUUCAGUCUGCAUCUCAUGAAAAACGUAUUGGGCAUUUCAGAUGAAUUGUACAACAUUGAUGUUCCGAACAUGGAUGAUAUGUUUAUACCUCUAGGUCGCUCACAGCGUAACACUCAAGGAAUAACAAAUCUACAUCAUUUUCGUGUGGAUUUCUUCUAUGCUAUCAUCAAUCUGCAAAUUCAAGAGUUGAAUGAUCGUUUCUCCGAGGCAAAUAGCGACUUACUCCUUUGUAUUGCAUGCUUAUGUCCAGAAAAUUCAUUUUCUGCUUUCGACAAGGAUAAGUUAAUUCAAUUGUGUGAGUAUUAUCCUAAUGAUUUUAAGCCAGUAGAGAUCUUAACACUUGAAGAGCAACUCCAGAUAUAUAUUAUUGAUAUGCGCACUAACAAACAUUUUGAAGGGUUACGAAACCUUAAUGAUCUUGUGGAAAAGUUGAGUAUGAAAACGCGUAGACUACAGUUGUAG